GCAAGGUGUCAAACGGUUUGUUACAUUUGGAUUAUUAACUUAAAUCAAAGCUUUGUGAAAUAAUUAAAGACAAUGUAUCGUUUAAUCACGCUGUCGACGUUUUUGGUUUUUUGUGUUCUUCAAUCAAGCAUCAAUGCUGCAGUAACACCGUCACCUUACAAUGCAUUUUACGUCUUUGCUGGCGAUCAUAUUCACAUCAUCGAACCAGAAAGCAGAACACUUGUUGGUACAAUAACAAACAUAACGACACCAGGACUUUGUGUGAAAGGAGGAAGCAGCAACGCGUGUAGAUUCACUGAUGCCAGAGUCAUCAACGGACAAAUGUAUGGCUCAGAUUAUUAUGGAAGUGCAAUAAAAAUCAUCGAUUUGAAAACACAAAAAGUCAUAGAAAGAAUUCCAACGGAUACUACCCCCAGAUACAUGUAUGAUGUGCAUUGGUACAAUGAAAUAUGGGUACACUCGUGGACUCUCUCUACAUUUGCCGUCGUCAAGACGGACAAGCGCAUUCUUACCCACAAAGCUGUACGAGCUCACACUACCCCAGGAUGGACCCAUGGUGAUAUGUUGGCAGAUGAAAAGUUGUGGGAAGGUCGAUAUGGCUACGUCUCUCAUUUUGGAAACGAUGGAAUACAUAAAGUAAAUUUGGUAGACAAAUCGUACGCAGGAUACGUGAAUCUUUCAGCAUACAACUGUACAGGCACUUGGAGAAUGGGUUACUCUACUUAUAAUCAGCGUGUUUACGUCGACUGCAGACAGAAUCGCCGCGAGAUGCGAACACUUGAAAUGGAUCCAACAACUGACAGAGUAACCCGAGUCUUCCAAUUUCCAGGAAAUCCCCACGUUUCUCCAAAUGGUCGUUUCAUAGUUUCGGUAUACAAUCGUUACGGCGUCAGUACUGUCAACAUACUCGCUCUGUCCGGAAUGGACGUAACGCAUUACCCUAAACUUUCUUUCAACGCUGAAGGUGCAACAGAUGUAGUUUUUUACCCCAAGAGUACAAAUCCCGAUUCCUACAAUGCAUUCGUGACUUUUCAAAACACAAAUAGAAUGGCAGUCAUUGAUUUGGAUUUGGCUUCCGACAACAACAAUAAUGCAGUGAAAUAUAUCAAUGAUGUUGGUGAAGUAGACACAACUCGUCGACGUCGUUCGCGAAAGUUAUUUAUUAACGGAAAAUGGAUCAUUUCGGUGGCAUCGAAAUCCAACGAGGCCGUCAUCGUUGAUGCCGAGACCCAUAAGGUUCAUGGGAAAAUUCCAAACGUUGAUACAGGAGAUUUGGUACUUUGGGUCAAUUCAGGGUCCAGUGGUCCCAAGUCCUUUGUGGUGAUGACUUGGCUUUGCCUGCUCUUGAAAUUUUUCUUCUAAAUCUGACACCUUUUUCCAGUUACAAUAUCAUUCUUUUCCUGUCCUAAUUUGUAUAUCAAACACUGUAUUCUACUAAAUACACACAUAAUGAUGACAAUUGUCGUCAUGUUUUCCUAAUUACAAUUUAGCAUUGCUAUGAUCAUGUUUUUGAUAUGGACAUCCAAACUUGAUCAUUUCGUUUGAUUAAAUUAAUGGACAAGUAGCUUAAAAUGCAAUCCUAUAUUUCAUGAUUACUGUCAGCCAUAUAAAAAAGUAUGAACUUAUGACUAUUCAUGUAGAAUUCAUCUGAUAUUAAAUUAUUUCUUGUGGUAA
Messenger RNA from Xenia sp. Carnegie-2017, 1674 nucleotides. Its product is annotated as follistatin-related protein 5-like. Lineage: Eukaryota; Metazoa; Cnidaria; Anthozoa; Malacalcyonacea; Xeniidae. The coding region runs from base 73 to 1362 and encodes 429 amino acids. The transcript is spliced from 4 exons. The record is from RefSeq and is a predicted model, not a curated record. Gene Ontology annotation, molecular function: protein binding.